Molecule: messenger RNA, 3732 nt
Organism: Amphibalanus amphitrite
Lineage: Eukaryota; Metazoa; Arthropoda; Thecostraca; Balanomorpha; Balanidae
Product: hapless 2-like
Exons: 1
Coding region: 285-3293 (1002 amino acids)
Source: RefSeq, a predicted model, not a curated record
CAGGUAUCACGCGUGUGCUCUCAAUCUAUUAUCAGACAGCCUUACAGACGCUACAUUUACUGGCGCUUUGCGGCAAAUCAUUUGUGUUUUAGCAUACACUUAGGGUUCAUUUAUGGCGACCUUAUUAAUUGCUUUACGGCUGUCAUUUAAGAAUAAAACUACUAGAACUAUACAAGGGUUUCCCUGGCAUGCUUCAUUUGUGUACUAUGAGUCAAUAUCUUGAGUUAACGAAUGCAUGAAGCAAUCUUACGUGAAACAAUCAAAGAAAAUAUCUGCUGUUCCGGAUGAUGCGCAAGCGAGAUGUAAUUUGCAUCGCUCUAAAUGUGGUACUGCUACACAUAGCACAUUCAUCCAUUGAUGUCAAGGUUCUCAUUAAAAGAUGUAACGAGGUUUCGACUCGGGCUGAAGAUGUUGCUAAGGAAAAAGAAAAGGAUGAAAACAAUUUUGAUGAAGAUGACCAGUUUCCUGGCAUUGUUAGAAGGAGACUGGAUUUGGAGCAGCAGUUUGAGAUGGACGAGCCUGAGUACCCAUUUCAUUUAACACGUUGUCAGAGAAAACUUGCAAUAUCAUUGUGGAUCAAGAACAGGCCAAAUGAUUUUGGAAACACAACUGACGAAGAUGAGCAACUCAUUUACAUUGACCAUGGGUACGACGAUGUUACAAAUAAAAUUGUUAAACUAUUGAGCCCGGUAACGAUCCGUUUUCGUCAGCAGCCAGUUCUUCAGGCAUAUCCUUUCAGAAACAUCCACGUUGUUAAUGGUCUGGUACAUGAAGAAGUAAUUAACAAAGACGAAACACCCCACUUUAAAGGCUGUGACGACACGUCAUCAUCGCAUCCAACAUGUUCGUAUGCAUAUAAGAAGGGAAAACCUAUCCCUUACAGUCAAGGUUUUUGUUGCUACUGCACAGCAUCGGGGAAGCCGCCAGCUCAUAUUUUGGCAGAGCAAGUGUUGAACAACAGUAUGCAGCCUCGCCUUUCAUCAGCUCGACCCGUGCGGAGUGAUGCGGAUGAUAUACUGGGUUUGAAAGAGAUUGGACAAUCCGCAUUCGGUAAAGAGGCACCCGGCCUUUCCGUGAUUGAUAAUGCGGAGCACAAUGAACCAGGAUUACAUGCUCGUCAAGUGAGACAACAGGAGAGCGUAAAAGGCGAUAGCGUGAUCGACGCCUCGGAUGCAUUGCCAGACAGCAUGCAUCGCCCGAAAAGUCCGAGCCUCUCGGCCGUUGUGAACUCGGGCGGCCGAGCGUCACGGAAGCGGCGGGCGGCCGAGGGCGGUCGCCGCAGCCGACAGGUGCUCAGCACGCAGCGGCGCGGCGGUCAGGACUGCACCGCGGACACGCCCGUUGGCGUCGACCCGGACAGGUACCUGUCGUCGGCGCACUGCCUGCGGCUGCACGACAUCUGGUACAACGUGAACGCCGUGCAGGUGCCGCGGCUGCGCCACUCGCUGCAGCUGCAGGUGUACGUGAAGCGCGAGCUGCCGGACGGCACCCAGCGCUGGGGAGACGUCACCGCCGGCCGCAUCAUCGCGCUCGGCACCGACUCCAUGCACCACAUGGAGAAGAACCAGUCGCUGGUGGCCACCUACAGCGGCAAGGUGCUGCGCCGCGAGAACCAGGUGAUCCCCGCCGUCACCGACAAGAUGCUGCUCAUCCCGCAGAUGACGGGCAGCGAGCGGACUAAGAGCGAGUACCCGCAGCUGCAGGGGCCCGGGGAGUACCUCCUGGUCAGCAGGACGCUGGUCGACAUGUCGGGCAAGUCGUGCGACAAGAUCGGCGCCACGUACAGCACGUUCGCGCUGCAGAAGGACCGCUGCGAGCGGCCGCGCGGCUCGUGCCUCAACAACCAGCCCAUCCAGCUGUGGGAGCGCGACAAGAGGUCCGGGGGCGCGCUGCGCUUCCGACUCACCGACUACGGCACGCCGCACGAAGACGCCAUUGAGGUGAACCGCGCGUCCGGAGAGUAUCUCCUGCUGAUGAAGCACACCUACCCCUACACCAGCUAUGUGGACGUCGAGGUAGAUGCUGAUGACAUCGGCAUUCUCCGCACCGGGAUGCACGCCCAAAUCACCAACGUCUACACCAAGAGUGGUGAGCAGCUGACGCUGGUGACGACAGUGAUCACCAACACCGGGCUGGUGUCUUCCACCUUCAGCGUGCAGAUCGCCUCCUGCACGCACAAGGUGCCCAACAGCAAGAGGAUCACCUUCAACCUGGCGCCGCAGAAUCAGGUGACCAUCAACAUCACGCUCAACCACGGCUCCGAGAUCAUCCGAGACAAGAUCGUGUGCUCGGCGCUGGUGCGCAACAGCGAGGACAAGAUGGUCGCGGCGCGCCGCAUCCACGCCUACCCGCACGAUCGGUGCGUGUGCGUGUGGUUCUGCCUGUGCGCGUGCGCAGCCGAGCGGUACGCGUGCACGCCCAUGUCCCUGUCGCACUACCGCAGUUCGGGCUUCCUCGGCUCGAUCCCCUCGCUGUACAAGUCGCGGUUACCGUUCAUCGCUGAGAUAGUGCUGGACGUCGAGCUGGUGCUCAUCACGCUGACCAUUCUCGGACUGCUGCUCGGGUCCCUGAAGGCGCUGGCCGGGAUUCUGUUCCCAGACUCUAUUGGCCUGUUCGGGCUCGCCAUGUGCAACGACAAACCGCGAAAGAUCGACCACUACUAUGAGCAGGAGCUGCGCCACUUCCCCGUCGAGUACGACCGACAGGGCUAUCCGGUCCACCCACUCACUAAGACGCCCACCGUGCGACGCAUGAGUGGCUCGCUGCUCUUCUGUCUCAAUCUGACGUGGUUUUUCUACAUCCCGCUGUCCUGCUGGUACUGGGUGCGCAAGAGCCGCGGCUGUCUGCCGGCGCCCUGUGCGCGCGCGCUCUGCUGCUGUCCCGAGCUGGAGGGGUCGCCCCGGUCGCAGAGCGGGCGCCGGUCGCUGCUGCCCUCCGAGCAGGGCGGCAUUCCGUCAGACAUGUCCGAGUACCGGGCCCAGAGCUACGGCGGCACGUCCACGCAGGACAUCGCACUGGACCAGUACCGCCAGAGCCGCGACCACCUGAGGACGUCCUCCAACAGCUCGCUCGGCUCGAGCAUCAGUCGGACGGGCACGCCGGCCACGCGCACGUCCGCCAACAGCCUGUCGCGGACCAGUCUGAGCAGCCCGAGCGGCACGGGCCGGCGCAGCGGCUCGGCGCGCUCGCUGGGCCGGGCCUCGGCCUCGUCCCCGGCCAGGAGCUCCGGCUCGCUGUCAGCCUCCGCCAGCAGGAGACUCAGUCAGACGCAGGGCUCGUCCAGCGGCAAAUAGGGCCGCGCACGCUGGUCGGUUGAAAGUGAAUGUUGUUAUGUGUACAUUUGUGGUAGAUUCACCGUCUUUGGUGAAUGAGUUGUGCUAUACUAAAGCUGUGUCUCUGGACUGAAAGAAACUGGUGCGCUGAAUAGCUUAUAGCGGGGUGAAUGCUACUUUCACCAGUGGUAUUAUGUUAACUGCAGCGUCGCAGAACUAGUGACAGAUUGUGUUUAUUUUGUGGGCUCUCACUGAUUGGUGCAUGUUCGGAUGCUUCUGGAAAGGUCGCAUGUCUGGUGAAAUGAGAUGGCGAUCUUAGAUAGGAUGAAUGUGAUGGAUGCAAGUCCGGAUUUAUGCGCCCAAAUGCAGCCCAGGCUGUUUUGUAAGCACGGCCAGCGUAGCCUGGCUGCUGUGUGCCUUGCGACCAUAGUUUGCAUAUAUACACAUGCCUAUUGAGAAA